Messenger RNA from Folsomia candida, 2458 nucleotides. RefSeq names its product conserved oligomeric Golgi complex subunit 4 (gene Cog4). The record is from RefSeq and is a predicted model, not a curated record. Bases 161 to 2410 code for a protein of 749 amino acids. The transcript has 13 exons. NCBI's taxonomy places the organism in Eukaryota, Metazoa, Arthropoda, Collembola, Entomobryomorpha, Isotomidae.
GGUAUUUUUUUAGCGCGAAUUUCAAAGGACUCCAACUUGUCACUACCGGAUUAAUUUUUUGUAGAGUGCAAAAUGUAAACAAAAGUGCAAAGUUUUUAUUAGUUAAAGAACAUACGUAUUUGCAAAUUGCCGUUAAUUGUGACUUGUUAGUUUGUGCAAAAUGACGACAAUUGAUAUUUCACAAGUUAGCAGCCUUGAGGAGUUGGAUGCUCUGGAGGAAGCCUUAAACAAGGAAGAGGAAGAGUGUGACAAAAAGAUUGACGAGUUAUUGUCCAAUCGGUCAGAGAUUGAAUUCCAACUAAGAACUUUAAGUAAGAAGUUGGCCAAUUUGAAACCUGUUGAGGCCGAGGCAAAACAUUUUGCCGAAGUUAUCCGUAAUACAGCUACUUUAGCGGAGGAUGUUAGUGCAAAAGUUAGGGUGCUGGAUAAGGCCAAGAACCGUGUGUCUGAGUGUCAGCAACGUGUCAAUGAUCUUCUGGACCUCCAACAAUGCAGCGUUGGUGUCGCUACUGCGAUGCAAAAUGAAGAUUUUGAACAAGCAGCUGCACACGUGCAUAGAUUUCUCACGAUGGAUGAGAAUUUGCUUAAACACACUGCAAUGGAUGUUUCGGAAGGAAAGAAUAUGGACGCAUCAUUCCACAAAUUGCAUGAAGCUGAACAAAAGCUGAAACAGGUCGUUAUUGCAAAGUUUGAUGAAGCCGUUAAAGAUGAGGAUUUGGCAUCUGUGGAAAGAUUCUUUAAAAUAUUUCCUCUUCUCAAUAUGCAUGAAGAAGGACUUGGAAGGUUUACCACAUAUUUAUGUUCCAAGUUGCGCGAAACCUGUCAGAAGAAUUUGACUGAAGCUAAGCUCACCAGGGACAAGGACAAGAGAGCCAGCGUUAUCUAUGCUGAUAGCUUGACUUUAUUGUUUGAGGCUAUUGCCCGCAUUGUUGAAAUUCAUCAGCCUUUGAUUGAAACCUAUUAUGGACCUGGUCGUAUGCUUUCUGUUAUGGAGUACAUUCAAAAGGAAUGCGAUCACCAGGCGAAAAUGAUCGUGGAUGAGUUUCGGAAACACCGAGACUUCAUCAGGAAAAUCCAUAUUGUUACGCAGUACAUGAAUCAAAAAUCCGAGACCAAAAUUGAUCCAAAGGAAUUGGACUUGGUUCUAAGUGAGCUGACUUUGCUAAACGCAAGGACAGAGCUGUAUUCUCGUUUUGUGAAAAAAAGAGUCACUAAUGAUGUGGAUGUAUCCAUAACUGACGAGAGCGAAAAAAGUGAAAAACUGUCCAAUUUGGACCGUUUGUUAAAAGACGGAGACACUUUCCGAGUUAUGCAAGUUGUGUUAGGACAAUACAUUCUUUUAGAACAAUAUUUUAUGGCGGAAAGCGUCCAAAAAGCUGUGGAGAUGGAUACAUUAAUUGAAGCAAGCAGUCAGGAAAGUUUUGUCUUGUCCAGCAUGACGGAUGAUGUGUUUUUCAUUGUGAAGAAAUGUAUCAAAAGAUCUCUCUCUAGUCAAAGUGUGGAUGGGGUUUGCGCUGUGAUCAACAAUGCUUGCGGUAUACUAGAGUCAGAUUUUGCUGAUUUGCUGCUCUCACAGCUACGGCAAGGAUUUCCUAGUGGGUAUUUGGACCUUGCUCAGGCCUACAGUGUGUUGCAGUCUUCCUUUCAACAUGGAAAACUGCAAGGUUCUGACAUUGAAAAAAGUCGGGCUCAUUUUGUUGCGUAUCUCAACAACACUGACACGUCUAUGGAAUAUGUCACGUCGUUAAAAAGUUCUCUAGAAAGUUCAAUGAAUGACUCAUUUGGUCAACAUUUGACUCCAUACGAAAAGGACAAAAUAACGAGUUGCCUUCAAGGCCUAGCUUCAGUCAAUAUUAGACUCAAGUCGGUUUUCGAAUUCGGUCUUUCACAGCUGAAGUCCAGCGCAGUUAAACCUCGAGUUAAGCCCUGGCUUGAUGCAUUUUUUCAUGCAAGAACAUCAUACGAGCUGGAUGAAGAUCAAUUCACAGAUGACUCGGUUCCAAUGCAAACCUUUAUUUCUGAUCUGGAUUCCAUCCUAAAAUCUUUCAAGGGAUGCCUAUCUCCUUCAGCUUAUGAAGCAUUUAUCAAUCUAGUCACCACUGAAAUUGCUUUACAAAUGGAGAAAUCAGUUUUGAAAAAUAAAUUCAACAGGAUUGGAGGCCUCCAAUUGGACAAGGAACUCAGAAUUUUGGUCGGAUACCUAACUAACGCUACUACCUGGUCGGUCCGUGAUAAGUUCUCACGAUUGACUCAAAUGACAAUUUUACUAACGUUGGAAAAAGUUUCCGAGGUGGCAGAUUACUGGGGAAAAGGUCCCGUCACAUGGAGACUCACAGCUCAAGAGGUUCGACAAGUUUUAUCCCUUCGGUCCGACUUUCGCUCUGAAGAUGUUAAAAGAUUGAAAUUGUGAUUCUAAAAUAAAGUAUUAAGCAAUAAAUCACUUUUUACUAAGAAAUAA